AUGAAUCUUACACAGAAUCAAAUCGAAGAGUACAGCAACCUCCUCGCAGCCGCCCAUCAGUACUUCUACCUGCGCCAGAAUCUCAACCAUUGCGGCUUUGACGAUGCCACUCUUAACGCACUUUGUCUGCCGACAGCGACUCAAAAUACCCCAUCGUUCGCAGACGAGAGUGUCGGCGAUUCAACUUCAACACCGUUUGCCCCUGACACCCCAGCCUCUCUCUACCAGAAUCAGCAAGGUGCCCCGUUUGGAGCUUCCAACGAAAAGCGAGCGUUCAAGGGGAACAACAAUCUCGGAGGUGAGGUUAUGCACACAUCUCCCGCCUAUGCAGGCGACUCACCGGACCAACAACAUCGUGGUCUACUUCAAAACAAAAAACGAUCCGAGUCCAACCGAUGGGUGGAGAGUGCCGCUCAAAGAUCGGUUCAGCUUCUGAACUUGGCCCCUGGCGUCACUCAUGGCGAAGUUGCUACGAUCGUUCGAGGCGGACCGCUUCUGGAGAUUUUCGUCCGGGCAAAAGACAACUCUGUUACAGUAUCCUUUGUACGGGAAACUGAUGCAGUUGCCUUCCUUGAUUACACUCGGACAUGUGGCUUGUAUUUCAAGGACCGUAAAAUACAUGCCAAAUGGUCUGACUAUCAGUACGUCGUGAAAGGCCAAGUCGCCUACCAUGCCGCCAGAGGAGCUUCUCGAAACUUUGUCAUUCGCAAGCGGGAUCCCAACACCACUGCCCAAAGCCUCCGUGAGGAUCUCGACCAUAUCCACAACCUUCAUGUGAUUGACAUCGAGUUCAACAAAGAUAAUUGUUUUGUCAGCACCAGUUCAAUCAAUUCCGCUAUCUUCGCCCGCAAUUGCCUUCUCAGUCGGUCGGAGUACAAGAAUUCUCGUAUCGAAUGGAUCGCUGAUGAGUGUGCUCAACCCCUGGAUACCUUACCUUGUGACGCCAAGGCCCCGAUCCUUUGCGUGAAGGAGGACAGCAGCGCCGCGCCUGCUCACCCAUCGCGCAAGAACCUCAUGGGAAACCGAUUCCAGCUUCUUGAUCUCAGCGAUACUGAUACAAGUAACGGUGACGAUUCUUCAGACGAGUCUCUCUGAGUAAGACAUAGUACUCUACAUAUUUUGAUACCUCCAGUCAUGUUUUGUUCGUUUAAAUUCAAUACCAAGAUUGUUGCAGGGAAAUGCAUUGAGGAGAAAAGGAAGAUACCUGUCACACAGCCUUUUGACUGCAUAUAUCAGAGCAGAGUUUGCCAAUGGCACUGCCAUGAACAGACUUGGUACCUAAGUGCAACUCGCCUGGGGUAAGCCAGACAAUUACAGUACUUGGCACUUUUAGUCAGGUAGGUAGGUAGUUAAAUAUCGAGAUUUAGCAAAUGAAUCUCCUAGAGUUUGUUC
Molecule: messenger RNA, 1392 nt
Organism: Fusarium graminearum PH-1
Lineage: Eukaryota; Fungi; Ascomycota; Sordariomycetes; Hypocreales; Nectriaceae
Exons: 7
Coding region: 1-1095 (364 amino acids)
Source: RefSeq, a predicted model, not a curated record